This is a messenger RNA of Aspergillus alliaceus, 443 nucleotides long. RefSeq lists its product as uncharacterized. The record is from RefSeq and is a predicted model, not a curated record. The transcript has a single exon. Lineage: Eukaryota; Fungi; Ascomycota; Eurotiomycetes; Eurotiales; Aspergillaceae. The coding region runs from base 94 to 264 and encodes 56 amino acids.
UCUUGGGUCAAAUGAGUAAAAGGAAGACACCAGCAAUGGUCGACCGGUUUGGACGUCGACUUUCUCAAGCGUUUGCUGAGACUGCUCAGGGAGAUGUAUACUUUUUUACCCGAUCGGGGUUUUGAUGGUACUGCAUUUCCAGCUACUUCAGUAUGGGGAGGCUGGGAGUAUCCUGCCCUCACAAGGAACCCACGAGUAACCAAAAUCAUCCAAGUGGAUACAUUCAAGGAGGGGGGAUCUAGGCCAUACAAUCUGGACUCCUGACAAGGGCCCAUCCCCUAUCGCUCCGAAAUCGAGGAAUGUGGCCUAAAGAAUGACUGGACGGAUAUAGAGGAAGCGUCACUUCCCAACAGUUGUCGUCACAGCAAUGGUUGACUACCCUUUUGCUUGAUUUUAUUCCUGGUAUAUUUGCUGCCUGCCCAGCUUCCCUGCACCGGGCUGAC